AUGAGCCGCCAAUUUAGUUCUCAGUCUGCGUUUAGCUCAAGGAGCAGGCGGGCUUUUAGUGCCAGUUCUUCUACAGGUUUUGGUGGUGGGAGUUUGGCUGUGGUGGAUGUUGUAUCUCAGGCCCGAGGGAAGAGUGGCGGUGGUAGAUGUGGGGGCUUUGAAAAGGGAUUUGGCUCUAGGAGCCUCUUCAAUCUGGGUGGCAAUAAAAGCCUCUCCUUUAGCCUAGGGAGGAGAAAUGCCAGUGGUUUUUGCCAGGGUGGAGGAGCAGGAGGAGGGUUUGGAGGAGGCAGAAACUUUGGGGGUAGUGGUUUUGGGGGUGGUGGUGGCUUUGAGGGUGGUAGCUUUGGUGGUGGUGGCUAUGGAGCAGGUGGUUUUGGGGGUGCUGGGUUUGGAGGUAGCAGUUUUGGGCUUGGGGGCUUUGGCCCUACUUGUCCCCCGGGAGGCAUCCAAGAGGUGACCAUUAACCAGAGCCUCCUACAGCCAGUUAACCUGGAGGUGGACCCUGAAAUUCAGAAGGUCAAGGCAAAGGAGCGGGAGCAGAUCAUGGUUCUCAACAACAAGUUUGCCUCCUUAAUUGACAAGGUGCGAUUCCUGGAGCAGCAGAACCAGGUGUUGCAAGUGAAAUGGGAGCUGCUGCAGCAGGUGAACACCUCCACUUGGACCAACAACCUGGAGCCCAUCCUGGAGAACUACAUCACUGAGCUGCAGAGGCAGGUGGAUUCUCUCAAUGGGGAGCUCAUGCGUCAGAACGCGGAGUCCAGGAGCCUGCAGGAUGUCGUGGAGGACUACAGGAACAAGUACGAGGUGGAAGCGAACCGGAGGACCACUGCUGAGAAUGACUUUGUCAUCCUGAAGAAGGACUUGGAUGCUGCUUAUAUGACCAAAGAGGACCUGCAGUCCAAAGCGGACAUUCUGUCUGGGCAGAUCACCUUCCUGAAAUGUUUAUAUGAGACGGAGCUGUCCCAGGGGCAGACACACGUCAGCGACACCAACGUCGUCCUGUCCAUGGACAACAACCGCUUCCCGGACCUGGACAGCAUUGUGGGCGCAGUGCAGGCCCAGUACGAGCUGGUGACGCAGAGCAGCAAGGCCGAGGCCGAGGCCUGGUACCAGACGCAGUACCAGGAGCUCCAGAACACGGCGGGGAGACAUGGAGAGGACCUGGAGAACAGCAAGACGGAGAUUGCUGAGCUUAGGCACAUCAUCCAGAGGCUGCAGGCAGAGAUCAACAACAUCAGGAAGCAGGUAAACCAGUUACAAUCAUCCAUUUCGGAUGCAGAGGAGAGGGGAGAGGAGGCCCUGCAGGAUGCAGGGCAGAAGCUGCAGGACACGGAGGAGGCCCUGCAGCGGUCCAAAGAGGAGCUGGCCCGGCUGCUGCGUGACUACCAGACGCUGCUGGGAGCCAAGCUGGCCCUGGAUGCGGAGAUCGCCACCUACCGCAGGCUGCUGGAGGGAGAGGAGUGCUGGAUGUCGGGAGAGCUGCAGAGCCAACUGAGCAUCUCGGUGCAGAACAGCCAAGUGACGGUGGGCGGCAGCGGCAGAGGCGGCGGGGGCCACGGCGCUGGAUCCGGAGGUUUUGUCACAGGCAGCUCUGGAGGGGACAGCGGGGCAAGUUACGGCGGCAGCUUCGGAGGGGACAGCGGGGCAAGUUACGGCGGCAGCUUUGGAGGGGGCAGUGGAGGUGGUUACGAGAGCAGCAGCAGCGUGAGCUACGGAGGAAGCAGCAAAAGCAGCACCGAGUACGGGGGGAGAAGCGGAGGCAGCUCGUCGCGGGUGCAGAUCAUCCAAACUUCUACCACCACUUCCCGCACGCAAAUUGUGGACUAGUGGCAGACACUCGUGCGUGGGGCACUCACCGGAUGUCCCACAAGUCUCUCUCCUGUCCCCUUCCCCCCCAAGCCCCUCCUGACGCUCUCUAACUUCUCUUUCCCUGAUGGGUCUCAGCAGUUUUGUCAAUAAAUGUGA
Molecule: messenger RNA, 1965 nt
Organism: Choloepus didactylus (southern two-toed sloth)
Lineage: Eukaryota; Metazoa; Chordata; Mammalia; Pilosa; Megalonychidae
Product: keratin, type II cytoskeletal 1b-like
Exons: 9
Coding region: 1-1827 (608 amino acids)
Biological process (GO): intermediate filament organization; keratinization
Cellular component (GO): keratin filament
Molecular function (GO): structural constituent of skin epidermis
Source: RefSeq, a predicted model, not a curated record